This is a messenger RNA of Trametes versicolor FP-101664 SS1, 1416 nucleotides long. RefSeq lists its product as uncharacterized. Lineage: Eukaryota; Fungi; Basidiomycota; Agaricomycetes; Polyporales; Polyporaceae. The transcript is spliced from 4 exons. The record is from RefSeq and is a predicted model, not a curated record. The coding region runs from base 1 to 1416 and encodes 471 amino acids. Gene Ontology annotation, molecular function: protein binding.
AUGUCGGAACACAUCCCUUCAUCCUGCAACUACUCGAGCUUGCCUCCAGAGAUCUGGGGACUCGUCCUAGAGUGUCUGCCGAGGACGGACCAACGGAGCUGCCUCUCGGUCUCGACAGCGUUCCGUGGCCUGGCGCACCCCCUCAUCUUCUCCCGCAUAAUCAUCCACUACGGGAUGUGGAAGGCGCGGGAAAGGGAUGUUGGGUUUUCCUUGCAGGAUCUGCGCCUCAUGGAACAGCGGUGCACCUCAAACACAGAGCUGUUGCAGCACGUCGCGCGCGACGCUCGAUUUGCGCGGUCUGUCAGGACGAUUUCCGUCCGCGCCCACGACGCGAUGAAAUGGUGUGACGCAGACGAUAUCCAGCACCUUAUCAACGCACUAGAAUCGUUUCCGCACCUUCAAUCGUUCCAGUGUGACAUACUCGAUUCAGAUGAGGAUGCAUCACGGUACUUUGGGCAGUUCAGGAACCUCCAAACGCUCUGCGUGGCGGGGGACCGCCGCCAUUUACCCAUCUAUACUCGAUCAGAAUACGAAUUGAUAAUCAGGACCUGCGCGCAGCAUACGCCCAAUACACUUCUCCGCCUCUCCGUGUGGCAAGACGCGGUAUGGGACACGCCACUGCGCGUGCUCUCCGGGCUACAAGAACUGUCUAUGUACAACCCCUGCAGCCUCGACCGGCUCGACGUAGUCUUCGCGCAGUGUCGGCAGCUGCGUUCGCUCAACAUCAUGAUCGCCAGUCCAUCGUGCGUUCCACAGGUGCUCGCGGUGCUCGAGGCUGCCCCUUCAAACACACUCCCGCACCUGACCUCGUUCAAGUUCGUCUGCACCGGCGAUUCGGGCAUUAUCGAUUCGGGUCCGUUCUCCGCGUUCCUCGGGAACAGGCCGGCGAUGCGGCGGCUCGACCUCAGGUUCAACGAGUGUUUCCGUGGUGUGGUCCACUACACGCGCUUCCUGGACAUAUUUGCGGGCCUUGCGAAGCUCGAGGUCGUCGGGCUGACGCUCGCGGGCAGCCACUUUUCACAAGAGCAUCUGAAAUUGCUGGACGCGCGGCUCCCCCGUGGUCUCUCUGCGCUGCUCCUUACCUGGGCCUUCAUUCCUGUCGACGACGAUGUAAUGGUGGCGGACUGGAUCGUGAUGCUCAAGCGACGGCCCUCGCUUGGGUACUUCCACGUCCUCGACUACGUGGAUAGUCUGAACCUACGGGACACGUUGCUCCAAGCCCGGCUGCCCGCGCUCGAGCUUGUCGGGUAUGGUGCACACAUGGCCAACAUCGAACGCAGCGUUCACGCGACCGACGAGUCGGUGUACGGGCCACACUGGAAGGAGGAGACCGUCAACUUCGGGACUGCGGAGGAUUUCGGGUGCGAGGACUGGGCAUGGCUACUGCAGUACCACGACUGGGACGGGUUAUCGUGA